This is a messenger RNA of Sporisorium graminicola, 693 nucleotides long. RefSeq lists its product as uncharacterized. The coding region runs from base 1 to 693 and encodes 230 amino acids. The transcript has a single exon. The record is from RefSeq and is a predicted model, not a curated record. NCBI's taxonomy places the organism in Eukaryota, Fungi, Basidiomycota, Ustilaginomycetes, Ustilaginales, Ustilaginaceae.
AUGGUCUUCCAGAGCUACGGCUUCGAAUCCGCCACAUACAAUCCAAUCAACAUGGGUCACGCUUCCAUCUCUGCUGCGCCCAUGACGCUCGGUGGCGCUGGCUGUGCCAGCAAGAAGCGCAAGGCGUUGGACGACAUGGACUCGUUCGAUGCUACUGCCGACUAUCAGAUCCGACCAAAGCUCAGCCUGCCUCGGUCUGCAGGUCUGGUGUUCAACGGCGAUGCGCAGUUCCACCCCUUACCCGCACACGUCAACCAGGAGAUGCUGGCACAGCUCGGCCACAACCCUUUUGCAACCGGCGCCUCGAUCGGCAACUUUGUGACGCCCAGCUCGUCCAGCUCGAGUUUCUCUGGACACGAGCACAAGUCGUCGACUAGUUCCGACUACUUCAGCAGCACCAGUCAGUGUCGGUACCCCGAAGUGGAACCGUACCCGUCGACAUCGCCCUCGUCGACGUAUGGCAUCCUGGGCCCUGCUCCGGGAUGUACCGAUUCGGACGGGAUGGACGUGGACUGCGGGAGUAGUGCCAACGCCCAACGUGUGCAUGGACCUCAGUGCAAAAGCAUCCCGCAGCUGUGUGUCCGCUACAACGACGGAGCAGGCUCGGAGCUCUGGGCCACCUGCCCAGACUGCGGCGCCUGCUCCAAAGUCGAUUCCUCCCGUCCCUCUGCCAACUUGUGCUAUUCUCCGUGA